This is a messenger RNA of Puccinia triticina, 441 nucleotides long. RefSeq lists its product as uncharacterized. The record is from RefSeq and is a predicted model, not a curated record. The coding region runs from base 1 to 441 and encodes 146 amino acids. Lineage: Eukaryota; Fungi; Basidiomycota; Pucciniomycetes; Pucciniales; Pucciniaceae. The transcript is spliced from 2 exons.
AUGAUGCUGAUGAUUAUUCAAAACCCCCAGAAUCAGUACAACAACACUCGUCGCAAGCGCCUCCGCAUAAAGAGGACAAUGGCUAGCUGCAUUACCAGGUCUUCGCUCAGAACCUGGAGACCAUCAAGGCCUGUUCGCCACUCCCUCGCCGAUCACGCUCCCCGUGAUCGCCAACGCUCGCCCCAGCCCACCGGCAGUCUGCAUCAUGAGCGCAGCUUGGCUACGACCCGGCCUGUAGCCUUGGGGCCGAGGAGACCCUCAGCCCAGCCGACCAGCUUGGCUGUCUCGAGGCCUGCGCCGCCCAGCUCGGCCGGUUCCUCGGUGACAUCCAGGACUACUGCAACCAGCUCAUUGAGGUCUGUGACGGCUGUCUGGCGAUCAAGAAGCGCAGGUGCGCACUGUGGACGCUCGUCAAGCUCGCCGCGGACGCCUCGCCCCUGA